UUUUCCACGCUCUCAUAAAAUACAACCAAACAAAAAAGUUGGUCUCAGACUCUUGCAGUAAAUUGAUCUUUCAGCGCAAAAAAUUUUGAUACCCACUCAUAAUCUUUCUCAAAUUUUAAGCUUGUCUUUACUCUUUAUCACUAUGAUUUUGUUUAAGCUUCAAUUUUCCUCCUAUUUUUUAUUUUUAUUAAAAAUAAGAAGUCCAAUCAAUUCUAAAUCAGAAGUUUGGAGUCUUCAUCUCUUGAAAUUUCCCUCUUUGGAUUUUAAUGGUGGAUUCUUACUUUCUUUCUGAAGCUUUCUGCUUUUGCUCUCUUGUAGGCUAAAUAGCGGAUUAGUGAAAAUUGAAUUCAGAUCUCUACUUAGAAUAUGGCCAAUUUGGUGUCAAAUUUGAGUAUGAAGCUGGUUGUUGUUGUGCCAUGGUUGCGUGUUCUUCAUAUCAUGAUGUUGUUGGGAGAUACAUUGGCUUCAGAUAAUAUAAACCUUGGCGCUAUAUUUACUCUCGACACCAUCAAUGGCCAGGUUUCACAGAUUGCCAUGAAAGCUGCUGUGGAUGACAUUAAUUCUGAUCCCAACGUACUCGGUGCUCGUAACCUUUCUCUUCAAAUUCAUGAUUCUAAUUAUAAUGGAUUCCUCAGCAUCAUGGGAGCAUUGCAGUUCAUGGAGACCGACACUGUUGCUAUUAUAGGCCCUCAGUCAUCGAUAAUGGCACACGUGCUUUCUCACCUAGCGAAUGAACUCCAUAUUCCACUGUUGUCAUUCACCGCGCUUGAUCCUACGUUAUCACCUAUCCAAUAUCCAUACUUUUUCCAAACGGCCCCCAAUGAUCUGUUUCAGAUGGCUGCCAUUGCAGAAAUCGUAAGCUACUAUCGUUGGACCCAGGUUGUUGCUAUCUUCACUGAUGAAGAAUCGAGUCGUAAUGGGAUCACCGCAUUGGGUGAUAAGCUUACAGAAAAGCGUGCCAGAAUCUCUUACAAGGCAGUUCUCCCCCCUGAUAUUAGAAACAAUGAGAGUGUAGUGAAACAGGAGCUAGAAAAGGUGAAGAUGAUGGAAUCUAGGGUGCUUGUCGUGCAUACUUUGGCUGCUUAUGGUGAAAUUAUUGUCAAGAUGGCUGAGCAGCUUGGCAUGUUAGGGGACGGGUAUGUUUGGAUAGCUACGGCUUGGUUACCCUCCAUCUUAGAUUAUAAUCAUAGUUCAGAUGUCUACAAAAGGACUCAAGGGGUAAUCACUCUUCGACAACAUAUUCCUGACUCGCCAAGGAAAAAGGCAUUUAUUUCUAGGUGGAUUAAAUUAAGCCAAGGCUCAGUUGGGUUGAAUGCAUAUGGGUUUUAUGCCUAUGACACAGUUUGGCUGAUUGCCCGUGCAAUUAAUGCAUAUCUACGUCAAGGCCACAAUAUUUCAUUUUCAAAUGAUCCGGUCUUAUCUUCUGUUGGAGGAGGAACUAUGAAUUUAAGUGCUUUGAGCAUCUUUGAUGGAGGAAGUGUGUUGCUUAAGAAUAUACUGGAAACCCAUAUGACUGGUUUGACAGGCCCAACUAGGUACGAUUCGGAGAGAAAUAUAGUUGACCCUUCUUAUGAUGUCUUAAAUAUUGUUGGUAGCCAAAUGAGGGGGAUCGGGUACUGGUCAAACUAUUCUGGCUUAUCUGUUUUAGAACCAGAGAUUCUUCGUAAAAGAACACAGAACCGUUCAAGUGCUAGCCAGAAGCUAUAUAGUGUUGUGUGGCCUGGAGGAACUAAGAAGAAGCCACUUGGUUGGACAUUCCGUCGUGAUGGAAGAAAAUUGCAAAUCGGGGUACCUCAUAGGGUCAGCUUCCUAGAAUUUGUUUAUAAAGACAAUCAAACACAUGCUAUUCGAGGAAAUUGCAUUGAUGUUUUUGAAGCUGCUGUAAAAUUGCUUCCUUAUCCAGUACAAUAUGAAUUCAUAUUAUUUGGCGAUGGGCAUAGAAAUCCCAGCUAUAGUGAACUUGUAAGAAGGAUCACGACGGGUGAAUUUGAUGGUGUGGUUGGAGAUAUAGCAAUUGUCACCAACCGGACAAUGAUUGCGGACUUCACUCAGCCGUAUGCAGAUUCAGGGCUAGUUGUAGUUGCGCCUGUUAAAAAGCUGGCUUCUAGCGCUUGGGCAUUCUUGAGGCCUUUUACGCCACUCAUGUGGGUCGUUACAGCUAUAUUUUUUCUUAUAGUUGGGGCAGUUAUUUGGAUCUUAGAACACAGAUUAAACGAUGAAUUUCGUGGACCGCCCAGGCAACAGAUUAUGACGAUUUUAUGGUUUAGUUUCUCAACCCUGUUUUUCGCCCAUCGAGAAAACACUGUAAGCACGCUUGGUCGGCUGGUUCUGGUCAUAUGGCUGUUUGUCGUUUUGAUCAUUCAGUCAAGCUAUACAGCUAGUUUGACGUCGUUCCUAACUGUACAACAGUUAACAUCUUCAAUCAAAGGCAUUGACUCAUUGAUCACUGGCAGUGCACCUAUAGGAUUCCAAGUAGGCUCAUAUGCAGAAAACUAUCUCAACGAGGAACUUAACAUUCCCAAAUCAAGGCUCAAGCCUCUAGCCUCUCCCGAAGACUAUGCCAAUGCUCUAAGUACCGGACGAGUUGCUGCUGUGGUUGAUGAACAGCCAUAUAUUGAUCUUUUUCUUUCAAACUAUUGCCAGUACGCAAUUGCGGGCCAGGAGUUCACCAAGAGUGGCUGGGGAUUUGCGUUCAAGAGUGAUUCUCCGUUAGCCCUAGAUAUGUCAACGGCUAUCCUGCAGCUAUCAGAGAAUGGAAGCUUGCAGAACAUAACAGAGCGUUGGCUUAAGUCAAAGAGAUCUUGCCAAUCAAAGCAGUCUGUAAAUGACUCAGAACAGCUAAAGCUGGAUAACUUCACUGGAUUAUUCCUAAUAUCUGGUGUUGCUUGUCUUUUUGCUCUUAUUGUAUACUUUUGCUUGACGCUCUACAAGUUCCACCAGCAUUUGCCGGAUGAAUCUGAACCUUCAAGCCAGAGUAGUUCUCGUUCUAUACGCCUUAAGACAUUCCUGUCAUUUGCUGAUAGGAAGGAAGACCUUUCACAGAGAAGGGUGAAAAAGAAACGAAUGUCUGCUUCGAUGCCAGUUUAGGGUAGUGACCAGAUGGUGGAGGUUGAACCUGGUGGAAAAUCAUCUAAGAGUGAAGAUUUCGAAAAUUAUCGACAGAAUGGUCAUAAUAAUUGGAAUUCGUGUGAGGUUUGAAGCUAAUUUAUGUUUCAUGUGAAUUGUGUUGCAUUGGGAUGGUUUAUCCUAAAUCAGUGAACCAAAGAUGGUGUGCACAUUUUAUAAGUCAUUGACCUCGUAUUAAAAUCAAAUUGUGUUGUUUUAUAUGGCUUAUAAAGUGUGCGCACCUCUUAUAGCCUUAACAUGUUUGUCCAAAUGUAGUAAUUUUGCUCAUAGUCUUCUAUAUAGAAUGGUGGUAAGUAUAUCAUAAAUCAUGUAGGAUUUUUUUGAAUGUAUACAUAGAGAUAAGUAAAUCAGGGCAGUGGAGUGCUUAUGCAAGUGUUUUGAGACAAACCACUUCCUUUGUAAAUUAGUAUUCCUUGCAAUUAAAAAGCUAAUUGUUCUA
Messenger RNA from Amaranthus tricolor (Joseph's coat), 3565 nucleotides. RefSeq names its product glutamate receptor 3.2-like. Gene Ontology annotation, cellular component: plasma membrane. Bases 367 to 3087 code for a protein of 906 amino acids. The transcript has 8 exons. Lineage: Eukaryota; Viridiplantae; Streptophyta; Magnoliopsida; Caryophyllales; Amaranthaceae. The record is from RefSeq and is a predicted model, not a curated record. Gene Ontology annotation, molecular function: ligand-gated monoatomic ion channel activity; signaling receptor activity.